CAAUCAGAAUUCGCUGCGCUUUGGCGGAAGUUGGGAAUCCCCUAAAGUGUCUUUCUAGAAGCGUAUGGACCAGUGGCAAUCAUCGCUCAUCAUAAUAAAGUGUGUUAUUUCGUGGAUCCGACAGUUCCGAUUCACGGACACUUUAAAAACUUGACAAGAUGGUGUACAUGGUGGUUGAGAAGCACACAUCUGAUUUUCUCCAUCUGAAAAGAUCACCAGGAAUUAGAUCUUGGUCCCUGUUUGUUGGGAUUGUGUCAGUUGGUCUGGCAGCAGCGUAUUACAGUUCAGAUACCGUGUUAUGGAAACUGUUUUACGUAACAGGCUGUAUAUUUGUCGCCCUACAAAACAUGGAGGAGUGGGAAGAGGCGAUAUUUGACAAACAGAAUGGCGUGAUUGAGCUGAGCACUUCCAGCCUGUAUGCUAUGAUACUCACACUGUGGAAAAAAGGGCAAGAAAAAGCGUUGUUGGAUUUGCGGCACUUGCGUGAUAUAAGUGUCCAAGAGGAGAAGGUGCGCUAUUUGGGGACAGGGUAUGUACUGGUUCUUCGGAUGGCCACUGGAUUCUCGCAUCCUCUCACUCAGAAUGCUACUCUCAGUGGACGCAGCGACGUGGAAGCACUUUCUGCUCUACUGAAGCGCUUUUUGGAACUCGAGGCUUUGCAGCAAAAUCAGAUUCAGGAAGAUGAGGAUGAGGAUCGCAAUGAAGACGAUGAAGACUUCGAGCAACUGGGGAUGGAGGGGGACGAUGAGAGUAGCGAUUUAAGCGAUCAGCAUGAACAGGAAACUCAGUGACAACCGAUCACACACUGAACUUUAAUUGCCCCUUAUUUACAAAUUAAACACUCCGUCUAAAUGAUGGGCAGCUACCCGAGCACAUUUUCCAUUAUAUAUCAGUGCAUGAUUAUAAUCUGUCCUAUUGUAACCAUUUUUAUUAUUUUUUGUCUACCUCAGUAAAGAUGUCUUACAUAGAACCUCUGACAAUCUCUAAAUAGGUAGUGAGUUUGGCUAAGCAGUAAUAAUAGUAAUAAUACAGAGGAAAAAGACUGUAGAAAGGAAGAAGAAACUGUAUAGGAUGUUACUUAUAUUCAUGAAUAUUCAAUAUUCAAACUGUUGAAAAUUAUUUCCAAGACUUUGACGGAAAUUCAACAAAUGAAGCCCUUUCUUUUCCUUCAGAUGAUUUCGGUCUGCAUGAUAAAAUCUUUUUUUUUAUUUGAGUCACAAUCAUUCAUCACCCCUGAUGUCUGUACAGGUGCUAAAACUUCAAGGGCUUUUAAAAACCAAUAGAAGAGUAAUGAGAUUGUAUGUAUGUUGCAGUUUGACAUUAAUAACUAAAAAGAAUGAUUUUUGGGCUGUGUAUUUGUUGUAAAAUAUUUUAGCUCGAGGUGAUUAUAUUAAAAUAAGUCAUGAAUACA
Molecule: messenger RNA, 1411 nt
Organism: Silurus meridionalis
Lineage: Eukaryota; Metazoa; Chordata; Actinopteri; Siluriformes; Siluridae
Product: cytochrome b-245 chaperone 1 homolog
Exons: 7
Coding region: 159-791 (210 amino acids)
Source: RefSeq, a predicted model, not a curated record